UGGAACUUCUUUUAGUUAGUGAUGAAGUAUAAACAUGUUGUGAAAAGUGCACAACACGGGUGGAGGCCCUCACCAGCUAUGUCUUCUCACUCUCCUAUACACUCUCACUCUUAUCUCACGACAAUGAUAUUGGAUUUAACUCUCAUCCCUCCCUGAUUUUGUGAAUUCUUGCAGGAUGGAGGAAUUCCUGAAAGAUUACUCUAUUACUUCACUUUUUGCUUACUCUGAAUCUGUAUAAUUUACAACAGUUGUCACAAAUGCUGGAAAGCUUGGGAUAAAGCCUAGCAUAAGUAUUACAAAUGAUUAGAACCAUUAUGAGAGGGGAAUAAAACGGCUAACAGAUAGUCAUUUUUAAUCCACCCUUUGAUUAAUUUCUGGAAUUAAUUUCCUUUUAAUCUUUGCCUGCCACAAGCUAGGUUAUAAUUAUGAUAAUUCCAACUCCGGACUGGUCAUACAAGCUAGGUUAGGUCACAUCAAUCACUAAAAUUAAUUUUUUAUUCUAGAUACUUAUGGUAGUGGAAUAGAUUUGCUACUAUGUGACUUGUGUCACUGCUAACUACCACUGUACACCUCAACAACUUGGUAGAUCCAAGAUUUACUCAAAACACUUAUCCUAUAGUGACCGUAGGAAAAUGUACCAUUUUACAUACUAAAAUGUGUAAAACAGCCACUUACUUAUGCCACUUACUGUAAAUAAAACUGUGCCACUUGGCACAAAGACUGCUGUAUUUUUUUUAUGAAUGUUUGCAAAAUAAACCAAAUCCAGUUUUAAAUGAUGGGUUUUGUUCUCAACUCCCAGUCAAGUCUGCCAGGUUUGAUUUCCUGGCUGGACAGAAAAGGUUGGGCAAGUUUCCUUACACCUAAUGCCUCUGUUCACCUAGCAAUAAAUAGGUGCCUGGGGAGUUAAGCAACUGUUGCAGGGUUGCAUCCUGGGAAAGGUCAGUAUUUCGUCCUUGUGGAAUCCUUGAUAAAAGCCUAAAGUAUAUAUAUACAUAUACACAGGCUUCCUGUCCUAGCCAAAUGAAUUAAUAGUUAUUAAAUCUAACCAAAUUUAUCCUAGCCUUAACUGGACCUGCCUAACUGAACUUAUCAAAUGUGUCCAGAAAUGUGAAAUUUACUGGAAGGGUUAUGAUGUAAAUGGGUUAACAUUUACUCAUAAAGCUUCUAUGCUAUAUUACAUGGUUUCACAUUCACAAAGUGUAUCAUGGGUUAGGUUUGGUUAGGUCACAAUACUUGUAUGCAGAGUGUCGUCGUCUUUGCAAUAUGUGGCGUUUGCAUGAAGGUGUAUCCUCCCAAUUACUGCACGAGUGGUAAUGUAGAAAGAUGUAUCAGCUACAAUGUACAGUGGCACAUCAACGGUCACAAUGUGACAGAGGCGGGAAGAUAACAACAUCGUCCAUGUGGAUGAGGAUAAAGGCAAAAGAAACAGAUGAGAGGGAAGGGACACAGGACUUGAAUAAUGAGGAGUACGGAAGGCGAACACAAAGCGUCACCUCAGUAAAGAAAGCGAGGGACGGAGGGUGGGAAGCGAAGGAUAUGUAGGAAGCAGGCACCAAGCAGACAUGAGAAAGUAAGGGAGGUGCGAGCAGAGGAAGGUACAUGGAGUGAAUGUGUAGAAGGGCAGAGGAAGUCAAAAGUGUCUUCUGUAUGAAAGUGCCUAUAUCUUAACUAAUCCUCCAUUUUCCAACCUUUCCUAUUUCCUAUCUAUGCAUUUCUUUUAAAAAUAGGUUUAGUUAGCUUUAAAGUUACAGUUUGUGGAUGACAAUAGCUUCAGGGGUCAUAAUGCCUUAUUGAUAAAUGAAGGACCCGAGCAUCUGAAUUCUACUGUAUUAAUUAAGCUGGACAAUGUUUCCUAUCAAUUCAUAGUAAUAGAAAUGCUAAGCAUUCUUUGUUUUAACUAUUCCAUUUUUUUGGUAGAGAAUGGUAAAUGUUUCCAUCAUGCUUGUGGCACAGAUUUGGAGAUGUGCUUCCUUUGUAAGGCAAGAGACUCUGAUUACACUCUUGUCCCACAUGUAAAAUAAUAAUAAUAAUAAUAAAGUAGUAAUAAUAAUAACAGUCUGAGGCCUUACCUUAUUUUUCCCAGAAUAAGAGCCACUGUUCACUUUAUACUCAGGUCCCCAAAUACAAAUACCCUGUAUGUUCUGUUGUGUGAACAAAGGUGAUCCCAUGAAAUGCCAAAAAGGACUCAAAAGGAGGUAUAAUUAUGGAAAUAAAUGGUGUUCAUGGAGUUACAACUCAUCAUCUGGUGGAGGCUGGCGAUAAUGAUGAUGAGGACGAAAUGGACAGCGAUAAUGACCCCCUCAAGAUUACCACCAUGAUGACACAUAAUGGCAGACACACUAUAAGUCAUACUGCCCUACAAAAUGAAGUGCAUUAUGUAACAACAGAUGAGUCUGGAAAUGCAGUCACUGUUGUGUAUCCUCAGUCUGCACUGCCCUUGAUCAGAACACCAGAUGGAAGUUUGGUCAACUUUGUUGACCUUCCUGGAGUGCAUGGUGAGCUGUCGUUAGAUCAAGAGGAAACAGAUAUGGUGCUUCAACAAGAUUUCUCAGGAGAAGGACCAAUCACUGUAGUGACUGCAGAUGAUACUGGGGAACAGCUAGCCCUGUUAGACCAUGAACAUGGCCAUUCAACUGUCACCAUGACCAGUAGCGAGGGGACACAAGCCAUUACAUAUCUUACGGCUGCAGAGGAUACUGGUGAUGGGUCCGCUUCAGCUAUCUUAGGUGAGCAACUGAUUCAGAUACCUGCAAGUGAUCAGUCUGGGUCAGCACACACCAUAACACUGCCACUCUCAUUUCUGAAUGACAGUGCUGGGGUGUCCAUAUUACAGGGGCUUAGCCAUCUUCAGUUACCACUAGUAGGAGAAACUAGUGGAGAUUCAAUUACAUUAACAUCUACAGUUGACUCAAAUAAUAUGACUUCCGUUAGUGGUGCAGAUGUUACGCACAGUCAAGUUCUUUCAGUACUUCAAUCUUCAACUAUACCUACUACGGCUAGUGGCACAUUUAGUGUCAUGACUUCUCAGUCUACUAUUCACAGGGAUCAUAAUGGAAUACCAACCACUCAACACAUUCAUGUUCCAAUUGCAACAUCCAAGUCUCAUAAUUCAAGUUCAAAGCCUGUCGUCCUAAAAACAAGUAGUUACAUGUCAGGAAAGCAGAAUUAUAAUCAACAACCUCGAAAGUUCAUUGGGACUGGUCCACUGGCUAUAUCUGCACAAGGUGUUCUUCAGAGGAUUGGAAACCGAAUGGUCACUGUCCUGCCACGUCCCGAAGACUUGAAGAAGCUGAAAGAAAGCAAGUCUUUAAUUGUAAGUGUCAAAGGAUCUGGUGACUCUGAUUUUUAUGGGUCAAAAAGUCCUCGAACCAGAAAGAUUCCAGUGCCAGUACGACCCCAUCAACGCUAUGGAAGAAGAGGCAGAGGGGGAGGACGUGGCAGAACACUACCUUUAUCUAGAAUAGAUGUAAGAGACGAUAAUGAACAAUUUGCUAAAACUAUGUCACUGCUGAAGAAGGAAGUCGCAGGUGAUUCAAUAUUGCUUGCCGAGACCUCUGCAGAUCAUCACCUGGAUGGCUGCAGCAUUAAGUUGGAGGAUUCAGGAAGUGAAGGCAUUUUGGUAGAUAUGACUUUACCUGGUGGAUCACCAGCAUCAGCUGUUUUGGUGAAAGGCCCACCAGAGGUUGAGGAAUUUGUACUACCAGAAUUAAAUUGCACCUUACCAAUUAUUCCUCGUCGUGGGCGUCGUAAAAAAAGAGGUCGUGGACGUCCCAGAGGAACAUAUGUCAUAUCCUCCACAGGCCGGAGACCUGGAAGACCAAAAAAGGUCGAGACGUUGCUUGAAGGACCUCAUGGAGCCCGCAUGAUACACACUGGACCAGAUACUCGAUUGGAUGAAGAACAGGAUGACCAAGAAAGUGAAUUGUCAGAAAAUGCUCCAACAAUUGAGCUGGCAGGUGUAGACGGGAAUGAUGGAUUGCAAGAACUGCGAGUGUUGGAGAUGGGAACCCUGAAGCAGGAACCAUUAGAUUAUGAGCUUAAGAAAGAAGAGGAGGUUGACCCCAAUAAGCGAAAACUGCCACCCAGACGGAGAGGAUUACGAUAUGAGAAAAUGAUUCAAGCCUUAAAGAAGCGCGAAAAUGACGAUGAUGACUUCUCUAUGGGUGAGGAAGAUGACUUUUCCCCCGACUACCUGACAUAUCGUCGACCACCACCUGCACCGCGAACAAGAGGAACAUCAGGGCCAGGCAAACGAGGGCGCCCAAGGAAGCAUUGGCCAUGUUCUUCAACGAUGAUCAAGUUGGAGCCAGACAAUCAGCACCACAUUCUAGGAGGAGCCAUGGAUACUGCCCAUAUGACUGAGGUUGGUGCCAGUGACUUGGUCACUAGCAUGACAGAUGGAGAAUUAACAGAUGCAGAAAAGCACAACUUGCUUAUCACAUUCCAAAGGCCUGAGACCGGGGAGAUGGUGAUCACCAUGCUUCCACCGCCACCAACAGCUCAGCAUCAGGGUGAAUUCCAUGACCAUACAACUACAGAAGGUACUCAGACAGAAGAGGAUAUGGAUCUUACAACUGAUGAUGUUGGUGUCAAUGGUCACAGGUGUGAAGAAUGUGGAGACAUUAUCCAAUUUAAACGCGACUACAUCCGUCACCUGCGUCAGAAGCAUAAUCUUCGGCCAUAUGAGUGUGAUCAGUGUGGCAAGACUUGUACAUCUCAUACAGCUCUGGAAGCUCACCACAAAGUUCAUGGAUUAGAGAGGCCACAUCGUUGUGAUUACUGUGGAAAAGGUUUUGUUGAUUCCUCUCAUCUUAAAACGCAUAUUCUUACACACACAGGAGAGAGACCUCAUCAAUGCCAGCAUUGCUUCAAGGCAUUUACACAGGCAUCACAGCUGAAAAAGCAUUUAACUAUUCAUGAAGAAAAUCAUCAAUUCAAGUGCUCAGUGUGUAAUCGCACUUUUGCUCACCGUGAUACUCUCUACACUCACAUGAAAACCCAUACUUCAAAUCGUCCAUUUAUCUGUGACAUUUGCAGUCUUGGUUUUGUCACUAGCAGUGGCCUCAACCGGCACAGAAAGGUUCACAAGAGAUCUAGUGACCCUGUUGGAGGUCUUCAGGAUGAACUUAAAUGCACAGUGUGCCAAGCCAAUUUCACUUACAAAAGAACGUUGACCAAGCAUAUGACCACUGUGCACGGGGAUGGCAUUGAAGUCAAAGAGGAAGAUGAAGCUGCUGGGAAACCAUUUUCAGAUGAAGUUUCAAUUGUGGAACAGCUUCGGGAACAGCUCAAUGAAGGGUAUGCACCUAAAACCUCUGAACUGUAUGAUGAACCUAAACAGUCAGAAACUCUUGAAAGCAAGUUUCCUACAAAUCCAUUCAAAUGUGGCAUAUGUGAGGAAUCAUUCACGGAUGUUGAUGUGCUCUGUGAUCACUACACAAAUUCUCACACUGGUGAUCAAGAAGUGUACUGUGAUGUAUGUAGUGUUGGUUGUGCUACAGAACAACAACUUGAGCAGCACAAACAGCUUCAUAUUUUUGAAGAACAACAAUCUAUAAUACACACUUUGCCAACAGAGGAAUUUCCUUAUGUUUGUUCUAUUUGUGGAAAGAACUUCAGAAAACAUCAAGAAUUUGUAAGGCAUCAAAGAGGACAUACACAAGAAAAGAAUUAUAAAUGCGAUCUUUGUGGUGCUGGUUUUCCACUGAAGUCUGCUUUGGAUAAGCAUGUUUUAGUUCAUACUGGUGAAAGACCAUUUAAAUGUGACAUUUGUUUAAAGAGUUUCCGACAAAGUGCAGCAUUGGUCAGACACAAAUUGUGGACUCACAGAUUAAAAAACCAAAAUAAGUGUGAAUUAUGCGGUAAAACUUUCUUUACUCCAGCCCUGCUUCGAUAUCACCUUGAUAGCCAUGGAGAUGCAGGCCAGUCUGUGAAAUCUCGUCUUGUAGAAAUAUCAGAAGUCGAGGAGCAGUUAUUAGAGCAACGUCGUGGCAUUAAGCAAGAAGAAAGAAUAGACUUAGAAAUUAGUAAAGAUUUAAGGAGUGAAGGUGAGCAUAAUUGUGAGUACUGUCAUAAGAUUUUCCCAUCUUAUGUCUCGCUUCUCACUCACAAACUUACACAUAAACUAUCAGCGUCUUAUAAAUGUGAUGUAUGUCACCGUACAUUUCGUGAGAAAAGGUAUCUGCAAAAGCAUAAAUUAACCCACAAAGGAGUGAAGAGUUGGAAAUGUGACAUUUGUAAGAAAGCUUUUGCCACAAAACUAACUUUAAUCAGACACUCUCAUGUGCAUCUGCGUGAAGCUCUUCGUCCUGGUCCUGAUUUGCCCUUCAUUCAUGAGGAAGGAGAGGAGGGAGGGGAGAUGAUUAGUGGAAGUACACUUCCGUUAAUCCUCAAGUGUGAUGAAUGUGGUAUUGAUUUUGCACAUAAAAGUCACUUUGUUCGCCAUAAACUUUUACACUCUGGCACUCCACUUCUAAAGUGUGGCUUGUGUAAUAAAUUGUUUGUGCACAAGAGUGAUAUAAUUCGACAUAAGGUCAUGCAUUCAUUCAUGUUUACCUGUGAUGAGUGUGGACGAAACUUUCACAAGCGAUCAUUGUUUAUCAUGCACAAGAAGAAACAUAUUGAUGACAAGCCAUUCAAGUGUGAGUGUGGCAAGAGCUUUUCCACAAGUGGUAAUUACAACACUCAUAAGCGUAUUCACAGUGGUGAAAAGCCAUACAAAUGUGAUAUGUGUGAUUACAGGUGUUCACAGAGUGGCCGGCUUAUAAAGCAUAAAAGAAUGCAUAGCGGAGAAAAGCCAUACCAAUGUGAAACUUGUGGCAAGUACUUUGCCAAUCAUGAAUCAGUCAAAAUUCACAUGAGAAUUCAUUCUGGAGAAAGACCAUUUAAAUGUGGUAACUGUGGUAAGACUUUCAUAAACAACAGUAGUCUUAAUCUACACAUGCGGGACCACAUUCGGGAGGAGAUGUUUAAGUGUGAUAUUUGCAACCACAAAUUUCGGCGAGAACAUCACCUUGAAAAGCACAGACAGUUUCAUCACCUUCAACAGCAAUAUCAGAAUGCCAAUCUAGGCCUUGAGACAGAUGGAAAUGUAGAGGUCCAUCUUUAUAUGUGUGAGAUAUGUGGUAGAGUAUUUGAUAAGAAGAAAUACCUAUAUACUCAUCACAAUGUUCACUCACGUCAGCGUAGCUUUCCAUGCAGUUUUUGUGGAAAACAACUGGCAUCUCGUCUUGCACUGAAGAACCAUAACUUAAUUCACACUGGAGAAAUGCCCUUUAAGUGUAGUCAGUGUAAAAAAGAAUUCCGUAGCUCAUCAAAUCUAAAACGUCAUGAGCGUUCACAUCCUGCCCAGGAUGUGAGUGCAUUAAGAUGUGAUGUAUGUGAUGAGAGUUUUUAUAACUCAGAGCUUUUGAAUCAGCACAAAGCAAGCCAUAUGCAAGGCAUGAUGAUAAUGAACUCAGGAGUAGAAAGUGUAACAACAGCAGAUAAUUCCCAUCACUUGUAUGUGUUUGAAACAGUGGGAGAGGUUGGUGAGGCUAUGGAUUCAACCCAGCAGCUGUUAGUUGAUAAUAGUCAACAGCAGUUUUUAGUUGAUGGUUCACAGCCACUUUUGGUCUUUCCUGAAGGAGCCAAUACACCAUAUUCUGAGCUCACAGAGGCACCAGAUCCAGAGCAAGAACAGGUUGAAUCAGAUAAUGUACCACAGCCAGAGGUUAUUAUGGUGCAUGAAAAAAUGGAAGAACAUGAGGACGAGGAGAGGGUGGUUGAAAAGCCUUUUGCAUGUGAUGACUGUGGUAAAUCUUUUGCCAAGAAACAGUAUUUGACAAAGCAUAAAUAUAGGCACAGGGAGGUUAAACCACAUGCAUGUGAUGUGUGUGGAAAACGAUUUGCACAAAAGUUUGAGGUUGCUGUACACAAAAUCAAACACACAGGAGAGCGUCCAUACCAGUGUGAUAUAUGUCGCAAACCUUUCCGUAGUAAAGUGAAUCUCCUUAACCACAAAAUGCGUCACACUGGAGAGUACCCAUUUUUAUGUUCAGUGUGUAGUAAGGGCUUCACCACACAGCUGCAGCUUGAGCGCCACGUGUCACUUCAUACUGGCUCACAUCCUUACAAGUGUAGUAUAUGUAAUAAGGGCUACACUCAACGAACCACUCUGAUAAAGCACUUGGCCAAGGCUCAUGAAAUUUUAGAUGUUUCACAGAUUGAAGCAAUGAACUCCCUGGAAAAUGCAGAAGCAGUUGAAAACAUGGAGGGUAUGGAAGAGGUAAAAAAUGUGGAUAUAUCUAUGCUUUCUUCUGUUCCUGAGGCUACCAUGGAGGGAAGCAAUCAGGCCACUGUAGAAGAGGCUGAAAUAACUAUGGAUGCUGAUUUGCUAGCAAAUGAAGAGCAACAGGCAGCAUACUCUGUAGUGGAGGUUCACCCAGAUUACCUAAAAGAUUACCUGCUGGGGGGACCACAGGUGGUAGCAACUCAUGACAUGGACCCCAAACUCUUACAAUCUAUCCUUCAACAAGUUCGCAGUGAUGCUACUACUACUAUCACAGAUGGACAAGCUGUUGUUCAUGUUAAUGCAAUUGAUGAAUAACCUAUUUAUAAGUUUCACCAUCAUAGUACAGUAUAGGUAUUUGGAUGCCAAUUUUUUUGUAAAUACAGUAGUAGCUUAUAUUUAUAAUUUUUCAGUAAGUUUCAUAUCCUCUGAAGAAUUUCCCAGUCAAGUAAAUAUAAAUCUUGGAAUGUGUUUAAAUAUUGUUCUGUGUAAGUAGUUAUACAGUAUUUAUGAAUUCAAGCCUUUGACAAAUUCAUAGUCUUAAGUAUUUUUCUCUCUCAUUUGUUUAUUUUAAACAAGACACAUUAUAUGAAAUUAAGUUUGUUGUAUAUAUUGUAUAUACUGUGGUGUUAAAUAUUUUAAACCUGUACUUGUCUGUUUUGAAUCUUAUUUCUGAGAGGGCUCCUUGGUGCUAAAUACAUAGAUAUCUUCACCCAAUUCAAUCCACACCUGGCUCUUAUGAGUCAUUGUAAGCCUCCCAGGGACCAGAGGCCAAAACCUGACCCCUCUAGAGUCACAAGAAGCAGGGAAUCCUUGAUCACCCUAACCAAGAAGCAACCAGAAUGGUGGGCAAACCAAACUAUACAAUCAGCAAGGUAAACAAAACGUAGAAAAUGAGACCACGAACUCCUGAAACAGAUGAACCACCAGGGCCAGGAUUCAACAAGCAGUUAUGUAUCUACAGUAUUUACAAACCUGUACAGUACAUCUUUUCUUAAUUUUGAUGGCUUUGUUUACAUUUAUUAAAUGGUUUAUGAGCUCCGAAGCACUAGGAGGCUGUUUAUAACAAUAACAACAUUUGACUGGGAACAAAUCCACAAGGGCUGUGA
Messenger RNA from Procambarus clarkii (red swamp crayfish), 9378 nucleotides. The record is from RefSeq and is a predicted model, not a curated record. NCBI's taxonomy places the organism in Eukaryota, Metazoa, Arthropoda, Malacostraca, Decapoda, Cambaridae.